Triticum turgidum subsp. durum (durum wheat) is the source of this 1032-nucleotide messenger RNA. NCBI's taxonomy places the organism in Eukaryota, Viridiplantae, Streptophyta, Magnoliopsida, Poales, Poaceae. The record is from the annotation of a GenBank genome assembly.
AUGGAGCACCACCAGCGGCUGCUGCAUUUGUCGCCACACCAAGAGCACCUCAUGAUCGGCCCGGGCUUCUUCGACGUUGACCCGAUGCACUUCCACGGCGACGACGGCGGCUUCGCGGUGCAGCCGGCCGCCGCGGUCGUCGACGAUGGCGCCUGGAUGGAGGACCUCAUGCAUCUCGGCGACGAGCUGUUCGGCGGUGGAGGUGGCGGCGGCGGCGCCGGGGACGACAACGACAUGGUGGGCGCUGCUGCUGACCAGGAAUGGCGGCAGGAAUGCGAGGGCGCGUCCCCGGACGACCACCCCUGCAGCUACGACGACGUGAUCAGCCCUGUCUCCGGGGAGCAAGGCGCGGGCUUCGAGCCUAGCCGCGACGACAGCGACCUGUCGGGGACGAGGAAGAGGAGGGACCGCUCCAAGACCAUCGUGUCGGAGCGCAAGAGGAGGUUCCGGAUGAAGGAGAAGCUAUACGAGCUCAGGGCUCUCGUCCCAAACAUCACAAAGAUGGACAAGGCCUCCAUCAUCGCCGACGCAGUGGCGUACGUCAAGAACCUGCAGUCGCACGCCAGGAAGCUCAAGGAGGACGUGGCGACGCUCGAGGCGCGGCCGGGAUUGGCCGGCCGGCGGCAGCAGCAGCAGCAGCAGCAGAAGCAGGGCCGGCGGCAGGGGCAGCACGGCCGCAACGGCGGCGACGACGAGGGGAACAGCGGCAGCUCCAGAGGGGGCGGCGGCGCGCGGGUGACGCUAGUGAGCGCGGCCCAGGUGGGCGAGGGCCGCUUCUUCGUGACGGUGGAGUGCGAGCGGCGGGACGGCGUGGCGGCGCCUCUCUGCGCGGCCGUCGAGUCCCUGGCCGGCUUCCUGGUGGAGAGCUCCAACCUCGGCUGCUCGUCGGACCGCGUCGUGUCAACCCUCACACUCAAGGUUAGUGAAGCAAGGGAGGAGGUGAUGAUCAGCGAUCGCACGGUGAAGCUGUGGGUGAUGGCGGCGCUGCUCAGCGAGGGCUUCCGGCCAGAAGCCACGUCGGAGAUCUGCUAA